AUCAGCCUGGUCUCAAUUCCAGCAUACCCUUAGACAUGGUCCCUGACUCUGUUGACGACAUGUAUAAUGGAUGCACUGAACAAAUGUACAACAAGGUGCAGAAGGAAUAUCUUGUACAUGAAAACAAAGAGCCCUUCAAAAAUGCCUGGAAGUGGGCCGAAAGGUGUGCAAAAGAUGUGAAGGAACGAUUCCGAAAGGACAAGUCUGAGUACAAUGUUGGCGACAAACUUUCACAUAAUCAUAUCAAGGCUAUCUGUGCUUACACAACAGGUCAUCCUUCAAUACACUCAGAGUUCAACCAAGCAGUCCGGACCAAUAGAUAUGAGUAUACAACCUCCUUCAAGUUCCACUCCCUGCAUUUCCUCCUGACUGACGCCAUUCGCCUCCUGAAAAAAAAACAAUCUUGUCACAUCACAUACAGAAGAACCAAAAUGAAGUUUGUGGGUAAAGUUAACAAAACUAUUAGAUUUGGCUACUUUACCUCCAGCUCUCUUAACAAGGACAAUUCUGAAUUUGGAGACAAGUCCUGCUUUGAGAUAGAGACGUGUUUUGGCGCUUACCUGAAGUCCUUCCCCAAAAUGGGUACAAAAGAAGAGGAGGUGUUGAUUCCACCUUAUGAAGUGUUCAACGUUACUGAAGUCCUCAAGAAAGAAGAUGAUCCAACACUUUGGUGUGAUGUUGUGAACAAACUACAGAGCACCAAAAUAGCCAAGAGUAACCUGAAUUGCAAAAUGUUUAAGAAGCCAAUUAUUAAUUAAGAAAAUGAACAUUGAGUCUUUGUCCCUAAAGAGGAUGUAAUUCAACCAUCUCAGCUUCUUAUUCUCACGCUUCUUACAAAAAUAAAUACAAUAAAAUGUUGAGUGACCAUAGUUUCUAUUGUUAUACGUUAAUUGGUUUAUUUGUGGAUGUUACAUACAAACCUCAUCCUGACUACCAGAAAUAGUUAUUAUUAAGAUGUGUGUAUUAACCUGUGUAUCAGACUUUAAAGCACUUAU
Oncorhynchus nerka (sockeye salmon) is the source of this 995-nucleotide messenger RNA. Its product is annotated as erythroblast NAD(P)(+)--arginine ADP-ribosyltransferase-like. Gene Ontology annotation, molecular function: NAD+-protein-arginine ADP-ribosyltransferase activity; NAD+ poly-ADP-ribosyltransferase activity. Lineage: Eukaryota; Metazoa; Chordata; Actinopteri; Salmoniformes; Salmonidae. The transcript has a single exon. The record is from RefSeq and is a predicted model, not a curated record. The coding region runs from base 36 to 758 and encodes 240 amino acids.